AUAAUUGAUGAAUAUAUAUGUCCAAUUUGUAUGGAAACAUAUUAUAAAAAAGAAAUUUAUCAAUGUAGACAAGGUCAUUGUUCGUGUAAAGAUUGUUGGGAAAAAUCACUUGAAAGAAAAAAGGAAUGUAUGCAAUGUAAAACCCAAGUAAAUUCUUUUAAUGAACUCUCAAGAAAUAGACAACUCGAGAAUUUAUUAUUAAAAACAGAAGUGUGUUGUCCAUAUUCAUUCGAAAAUAUUAUUAGAGUAGAUGAUAGUGAAGAAUUAAUUAAAGAUAGUAAUGGAUGUAAAGAAAUUAUUAAAUUAGAAGAAUUAGAUAAUCAUAUUGAAAAUUGUAGUUUUAGAUUUGUAAAAUGUAAAUAUCAUGAAAAAGGAUGCAUGGAUAAAAUCAGGUUCAAUGAAAAUGAAACCCAUAUUUCCGAAUGUGAAUACCAACCAUUAAUUUGUAAAUAUUGUUAUGAUUUUUACUUAUUAAAAACAAUCGAGCAACAUUAUCUCGAAUGUCCCUCAAUGUUAAUAGACUGUAAAAAGUGUAACAGAAAAAUAAAGCGAGGGGAAAUGGAUAACCAUUUAAAUAAAGAAUGUCAAGAGGUAAUUAUUUCAUGUAAAUUUUUAAAAUUUGGAUGUAAUGAUAAAAUAAAAAGAAAAAAUUUAGAAAAUCAUUUAGAACAAACAAACCACACAAAACAUUUAAGCACAGCAAUUGAACAUUUAAUCAUUAAAAACAAUCAACUUUCAAAUAGUAUUGAUGAAUUAACUAAAGGAAAAGAAGAUAUAAUCACUAAAAACAUUCAACUAUCAAAUAGGAUUGUUGAAUUACAAAAAGGUAAGGAAUAUAAAAAUAAAUGGAUUAUUUCAAACUAUUCCAAA
Messenger RNA from Dictyostelium purpureum, 870 nucleotides. RefSeq lists its product as uncharacterized. NCBI's taxonomy places the organism in Eukaryota, Evosea, Eumycetozoa, Dictyosteliales, Dictyosteliaceae. The annotation marks the transcript as partial. The record is from RefSeq and is a predicted model, not a curated record. The transcript has 2 exons. Gene Ontology annotation, molecular function: zinc ion binding.